AUGGAAGGGACCUUCCUGACUCUGACGCCUUGGUCGCGCCGCAAUGCGUAUGACGAGGAUGGAAGGGUCUGGUAUGAGGAGUGCAUCUCGACCAGAUUUAUUCGGCCUAUUGAAGAGGCCGUGAGGGCGGCCCUGACGAAUGCAGAUUGGGACCCUCUCACCCCCAAGGGCAGCAACGUGAAGAAGGUAUCAGCUGGGCUGCCUCGGUCAAGUGCCCCGGCCGUGGUCACCCCCAGGGUACCGGCCCCUCCCUUGGCUAGAUCAGCGGCCGUGGCUUCCACCGCGGCCCCAUCAUCGACCAUGGCCCCAGCUCCCAGGGUGACGCCUGUGGUGGGGGUUCGCAAGACGCUGGCGCAGAGGACCGUGCCGGCCUCCCCAACGUCUCGACCAUCCACUGCUGCUGCCUCGGGUCGCAAGAGGAGUCGAGAGACGUCAGGUACUGAGGCCGCGCCAGCCCAGAGUGCCGCGGUCGAGAUGGCGGCCGUGCAGCGGCCGAGGAAGAGGACCCUUUUUACCUCCUCGGAGGGCAGAGGUGAAGAGGAGGCUCCUUCCGCGACUGACGUGGUAAUAGUCGAGGAGGAGGUCGAGGUACCGUCCAUGACGGAAACGGCUGUUGCCCAUAUGGUGGCCGAAGAAGUGGGAGGGGCAACGGUUGAGGAGGCGGCCGCUGCCGACGAAGGGGCCGAGGCGCAAGAUGCUGAGAUGGCGCCCGCAGAGGUGCCGCCCGCCGAGGAGGCUGCAGAGGGGGCGACCGAAGAGAUCGCCGAGGAAGUCGCCGAAGAGGCCGCUGAGGGAGCUGCCGAAGAGGCUGCCGACGAGGGUGGCGAGGAGGCCAAUGAAGAGGCCGCUGAGGAAGUAACCGAUGAGGCCGCCGAAGAACCUGCUAUGGACGUGCCAAGUAGGCCUUUGACGUCCACCCCUCGUCGCCCAAGCGGCAUCUCCUUUCGCUCGCCUCCCCAAUCGUCGCCGCUGCUGGCCAUGGUUGCCGCGACCAUGCCGCCUAUGCCGUCGUUCCAGGACCCAACGGUCGUGGCCGAGCCAGUGAUGACUAGAGCCACGGUCGUGAGUGUGCCUAGCCUCCUGCGAACUACUUCGGCGGUGAUGACCGACCUUUCGCUCCCCGAAACCACCUCCUCCGACGAUCUUGAUGAGUUAUACGCCAGCCUCCAUGAGGAAGGGGGAAGCUCGACCUCGGCUCCUCUGGACGAGGAUUCCAAGACCGUCAUUGAAUGGCUCCGGGAGUUCCUUCUCCUUUAUGUUCGGCAGAUGACCGCUGCUGGGUCGAUUUCGGACUUUAGGUCCUGCUUGGAUACGGCCAUGGCGCUCGGUCUACUCGACUCGGCUCAACUGGAUGAACUGCAAGCCCGUCUGGCCGAAGGCGAGGAGAUGAUCGGCCGGUAUGCUGAAGCCGUCACGCGGAUGGCCGAGGGGAGCUCGCUCGAGCAGGAUCUGGAGGCGAUUAAAGAACAAGUUCAUCCUGCAAUGGCUCGAUUGAAAGAAAAUGACCUCGUCGUCCAACGAGAGAAUGAAGAGCUUGCGGAGGUUGAGGCCCAGAUUACCGAGCUCCAGGCUCGCCGAGAUCUCAUCCUCCAACGCCGAGAUGGCGCGGUCGCGGCCGGAAGCGAGCUGAAAUCCUCGGCCAAGCGAAUCCUCAAAGCAGCGACUGAGACGAAGAAGGCCCUGGCCGAGCGGAAGCUGAUUCGAGCGAGAUGGCAGGCGGACAUCAACGGUGGGGACAUCGCUUGGAGAAGGAUCACCUGCCUGAUCUGGGGGAUGUUCAGCGAAGGGGUCUAA
Prunus avium (sweet cherry) is the source of this 1794-nucleotide messenger RNA. NCBI's taxonomy places the organism in Eukaryota, Viridiplantae, Streptophyta, Magnoliopsida, Rosales, Rosaceae. The record is from RefSeq and is a predicted model, not a curated record.